Messenger RNA from Labrus mixtus (cuckoo wrasse), 2091 nucleotides. It is a transcript of the gene cox15, whose product is annotated as cytochrome c oxidase assembly protein COX15 homolog. Bases 86 to 1309 code for a protein of 407 amino acids. The transcript has 9 exons. Gene Ontology annotation, biological process: heme A biosynthetic process. Gene Ontology annotation, molecular function: oxidoreductase activity, acting on NAD(P)H, heme protein as acceptor. Gene Ontology annotation, cellular component: mitochondrial inner membrane. NCBI's taxonomy places the organism in Eukaryota, Metazoa, Chordata, Actinopteri, Labriformes, Labridae. The record is from RefSeq and is a predicted model, not a curated record.
UUUCUUUUUAACCUAAGUUGCGGGCUUUCGUCACAGCAUUGCAGGGACCACUUCACCCCUAGCAAACACUUAGGACACAACAACCAUGUUGCUCUCUUCAUUGCGGACAACGAUAUUUUGCAGCUGCAGACACGCUGGGAAGGGAUUUCAACACGGCAAUCGAAGUCCACAGCUGCGACAAUGGCUUGUGAAGAGAGGUCAGAGCACCAUCACAGCAGAGGUGGGGGCCUCCUCCACCCCGGCAGCAGCUACCGUCCCCAACGCUGCCACAAAUCGAAUUCUGGGUCGCUGGUUACUGGGCUGCAGCGGGCUGGUGGUGGGGGCUGUCGUCUUGGGAGGUGUCACGAGGUUAACAGAAUCGGGCCUCUCCAUGGUUGACUGGCAUCUGGUGAGAGAGAUGAAGCCACCGCAGUCACAGGCAGAGUGGGAGGCUGAGUUUGCCAAGUACCAGCAGUUUCCUGAGUUCAAGAUAAUGAAUCAUGACAUGACUCUGCCAGAGUUUAAGUUUAUUUUCUACAUGGAGUGGGGUCACCGCAUGUGGGGUAGACUAGUUGGACUUGCAUACAUCCUCCCCACAAUGUACUUCUGGAAGAAAGGGUACUUCAAUCGCUCCAUGAAGGGGAAGGUGCUCGGGCUCUGUGGAUUUGUCUUCUUCCAGGGCCUUCUGGGGUGGUACAUGGUGAAAAGCGGUCUGGAGGAGAAGCCCGAGUCUCACGACAUCCCGCGGGUCAGCCAGUAUCGCCUAAGUGCUCACCUCGGUUCUGCCUUGUUGCUCUACUGCGCCAGCCUGUGGACCGGUCUCACUCUGCUCCUGCCUGUUCACAAGGUGGCAGAAACCAAACAAAUCAUGCAGCUCAGGAGGUUUGCGAAGGGCACGGGUGGUCUCGUCUUCCUUACCGCACUUUCAGGUGCUUUUGUGGCUGGUUUGGAUGCCGGGCUGGUGUAUAACUCCUUCCCUAAAAUGGGAGAGCGAUGGAUCCCUGAUGAUCUGCUGGCAUUCUCCCCUGCUCUCAAGAACUUCUUUGAAAACCCAACAACAGUGCAGUUUGAUCACAGAGUACUGGCGGUCUCUUCUUUGACAGCGAUUACAGGCCUCUAUCUUUUCUCAAGGAGGAUGGUACUACCCCGGAGGGCCAAGAUCGCCAUCAGCCUCCUCACUGCAAUGGCCUAUGGACAGGUCGCCCUCGGUAUCAGCACCCUGCUACUGUACGUUCCCACUCCACUGGCAGCGACUCACCAGUCCGGCUCCGUGGCUCUUCUCUCGCUGGCCAUUUGGGUUCUGGCAGAGCUCCGCAAGAUGCCCAAGUAAACGCCUGCACCUUUAUGGACAAAUCCAAUCCCAACUAGCCACACCUCAAGCCCUCUUGGAGUCAGAAGUGUGAACUUCAACAUGCGUCCAGGAACAAAAAAAAAGAUAAAAAGGAUGCAUUGAAUGUUUAACUGCUCUUCACUAUGCAUCUGUUGAAGCCUUUACCCUGUAGUGCUGCAAAGUAAAACUCAUGCAGUGGUUUUGAAUUUGAUCAUCACACCUUUCCUGAAGCAGGGAUGUCAUGAGUGUCAGUGACUAAAAUUACAAGAACACAUCAAGGCUGGCAGUGAGGAAUUGACUGAACUCUUUUCGGAUGCAUGUUGUGAUCAGAGGAUGACAACUUGGUGCGAUGUGUUUUUUUUGGGGUUUUUUUUGCAAGGAAAUCAAACAAGGAUGCUGAAAACAAAACAAGCUACAUUUCCAUUUCUGUUCAGCUCUUAUGACGCAGAAGAAGGAUCUUGAUUGAAGGGUACAUACUUUAUCAGAAUCAUGCAGGAGUGUGUUAAGUUGACUGAUUUGCAGCUGUUUUUGUUCCUGUCCUCAGUUUAAACAGGAUAUUACUCUAUUUGUCACACACUGCCUUUAAGUUGAAUCAGAAGUGGCUUUUGGGAUUACAUGUAAAAUGAUGUAUAUUUAAGUUAUGAAACAUUGCUUUAGUUUGAUACAUUAUAUUGUAAAAAAUAUGUGGGGACUUGAUUUGUGCUUUGUACUGUACCUUUAAAAAUGUAAAGCUAACAUCUUGUCUUAUUUCAAUAAAGAUGAUUAUGUUACAGCUUUUACAA